Funneliformis mosseae is the source of this 753-nucleotide messenger RNA. Lineage: Eukaryota; Fungi; Glomeromycota; Glomeromycetes; Glomerales; Glomeraceae. The record is from the annotation of a GenBank genome assembly.
AUGGCCUGGGAUACCUGGGAGAAAUUUGUAGCUAAUUAUGAAAUAUUUUGCAACAAUCUACUUUUUGAACUAGAGCAACAUAAAGAGGAAAUUUCUUUGAAAAAAUUUUAUCGUGAGGCAAUUGGCAAAGGCUCUGUUUUGAACAUCCAGACGAGGCUUGAAAAGCUUGAACUAUGUGAAGCAAAAAACCAGUUUCCAAAAACUGGUCUUCCAAUAAAUCGCUUAAAUAACAGAGUUAUGAAUCUGGAUGGCUUAGUUAUUAUAAAUGGCUACUCAGCACCAUUUGGUGAUAUUAUUUUAUUACGCAAAAAAAUUACUGAAAAUAGAAAUCUUCUUAUAGUAUUCCAGCAGAAAUGGUAUAUUACCUUAAAAGAGCUUACUAUAGAUGAUAUAAAAACUGAAUGCAAUAAAAACAAAAAUGCUAUUAAUGAAAUGAAAGAUAGUGAUUUAAAGAAAUUUCUUGAGGAGUCUCAUAUUAUGACUGUCAUUUUCACAUCGCAACUAUUCAAAGGGAAUCCCAAAAAUCUACUAGAUGAUUACCUGAUUAUUUCAAUAGAGAACUUCAAUCAUACAACUAAAGUUAUUGAAAAGAAUCCAACUUAUAGAAGCUACCUUGAGAAAGUUAGAACACAGCUAGAAGAUUGCUCAUACGCUUCAUACUCAUUUCUAGAUAAUGAGAAUGAUUCAAUAAUAUUAAAUGAAUAUGAUUCAUACUUAAAUGAUAAUGAUAUAGAAAUGGAUGUUGACUUGUAA